Molecule: messenger RNA, 1044 nt
Organism: Anneissia japonica
Lineage: Eukaryota; Metazoa; Echinodermata; Crinoidea; Comatulida; Comatulidae
Product: serine/threonine-protein kinase BRI1-like 1
Exons: 1
Coding region: 1-1044 (347 amino acids)
Cellular component (GO): extracellular matrix
Molecular function (GO): protein binding
Source: RefSeq, a predicted model, not a curated record
AUGAAUGAUAUGAUCAGAGAGCUUUCAAGUAGAGGGAUCAAGUUAGGAUUACAGUAUCUUCAUAUCGAUGGUAAUAAUCUCAGUACAAUUAAUGGUGCUUCAUUAGCUUCUUUAAUGUCAGUUACUCCACAACUGAAAGACCUUAAUUUGAGCAAUUUUAGUUUAACAGGAGAUAUUAUGAAUGAUAUGAUCAGAGAGCUUUCAAGUAGAGGGAUCAAGUUAGAAUUAGAGUCUCUUUAUAUCAGUGAUAGUAAUCUCAGUACAAUUAAUGGUGCUUCUCUGGCUUCUUUAAUGUCAGUUACUCCACAACUGAAUGACCUUAAGUUGAGCAAUUGUAGUUUAACAGGAGAUAUUAUGAAUGAUAUGAUCAGAGAGCUUUCAAGUAGAGGGAUCAAGUUAGGAUUAAAGUCUCUUUCUAUCAAUGAUAAUAAUCUCAGUACAAUUAAUGGUGCUUCAUUAGCUUCUUUAAUGUCAAUUACUCCACAACUGAAAGACCUUAAUUUGAGCAAUUGUAGUUUAACAGGAGAUAUUAUGAAUGAUAUGAUCAGAGAGCUUUCAAGUAGAGGGAUCAAGUUAGGAUUAAAGUUUCUUUCUAUCAAUGAUAAUAAUCUCAGUACAAUUAAUGGUGCUUCACUGGCUUCUUUAAUGUCAGUUACUCCACAACUGAAAGACCUUAAUUUGAGCAAUUGUAGUUUAACAGGUGAUAUUAUGAAUGAUAUAAUCAGAGAGCUUUCAGGUAGAGAGAUCAAGUUAGCAUUACAGAUUCUUUCUAUCGAUGGUAAUAAUCUCAGUACAAUUAAUGGUGCUUCACUGGCUUCAUUAAUUACUCCAAAAAUGAUUAAACUUACAUUGAGUAACUGUAGUUUAACAGACUAUAUUGUAAAUGAUAUGAUGAGAGAGCUUUCAAGUGAAGGUAUUAUGUUAGAAUUAAAGUAUAUGUGUUUCAGUGGUAAUAGUCUCAAAAUGAAUAAUGAUGCUUUACUGGCUUCUUUAAUGGCAAUUUCUCCAAAAUUGAUUGAGCUUAAAUUAAGCAACUGUAGUUGA